This is a messenger RNA of Stomoxys calcitrans (stable fly), 4574 nucleotides long. It is a transcript of the gene PAN2, whose product is annotated as PAN2-PAN3 deadenylation complex catalytic subunit PAN2. The transcript is spliced from 14 exons. Gene Ontology annotation, molecular function: poly(A)-specific ribonuclease activity; nucleic acid binding; protein binding. NCBI's taxonomy places the organism in Eukaryota, Metazoa, Arthropoda, Insecta, Diptera, Muscidae. Gene Ontology annotation, biological process: mRNA processing; nuclear-transcribed mRNA poly(A) tail shortening. The coding region runs from base 110 to 3829 and encodes 1239 amino acids. Gene Ontology annotation, cellular component: PAN complex; P-body. The record is from RefSeq and is a predicted model, not a curated record.
UCCGUUGUUUCUGUAUUUUACAGUGAAUGAAAAUGCAAAAUACAAACAAAGAAACUUAAAUCUUGAAAAAUAAGCAAAGGCAGCAGAAAAACUUGCUAAAAUCAUAUACAUGGAUUACGUUUAUUGUGGGGACAAUAUUGAUGUUUAUGAUGGGGGUGGUAGUCGUUCCGCAACUCACUACUCUCCUAAUUUUACUGGAUUCAACUUGAGCUCUGGCGAACCCGAUUACAUGGAAAUGGUUCCAAUACUUGCUGAUGGAGGGGAAAAUUUUGGAGUGUCGGCUGUCACAUUCGACAGUUACGAGGAACUUCUAUGGAUGGGUAAUCAAGGGGGACAUGUAACAUCAUACUACAGUAGCAACUUGCAGAAGUAUACAUCCUUUCAAGUCCAUCCCACUGACAUAGUGCGUCAAAUUUCCACCAUUGACUCGGGAAUUUUGGCGUUGACUCAAACCUCUUUGAGGCAUCAAAUCCGAAGAGGAAUUCCGAAAUUUACACACAAGUCGAAAAACAUGACUGAAAUGGUGUGCAUGGAGCAAUUGUCACCACACCGUUUGAUUAUGGCAGGUCUGCAAGAUGAAAUGAUUGAACUCGAUAUGAGAACAUUAAAGGAAACAAAUUUGGAACAUGUUGGGACGGCAGGAUGCACAGUGCUAAGGCAAAAUUCACGUUUUCUUUUUGCCGGAGAUCCAUUUGGUAAUGUUGCAUUGCGGGAUUUAAACUCACUGCACGUCGAGCAUACCAUUAAGACACACACUGGAAGUCUUUCAGAUUUUGAUGUGCAAGGCAACUAUUUGAUAUCAUGUGGAUAUAGUGGUCGUCAGGGAACUCUUUCUGUGGACCGUUUUCUUAUGGUCUACGAUUUGCGAAUGUUACGCCUGGUGUCGCCUAUACAAGUGCUGAUUGACCCACAGCUUAUAAAAUUUAUACCUUCGCAAACUUCUCGACUGGCUGUGGUUUCCAGCUAUGGACAGGUUCAACUGGUUGAUACGGUAGAGCUUAGUGAGCCACGUGUAUCCAUGUACCAGAUCAAUACGUCGGGUAGCCAAUGUUUACUUAGUUUCGAUGUCAGCUCCUCGUCUCAAGUUAUGGCAUUUGGUGAUCAAUCUGGUCAUAUUAGUAUUAUAACCGCAGUAAAUGCAGCACAACCUCAAUUCAAUAACUUUUCGCGAGACACUGAAUUUGCAGAUCCACCGCCGCAGUUGCCAAUUGUACCCAUUACUGAUACAACAUUCCCAUUAUCAUCGAUUGUUUUGCCUCCUUUGGUGACUGGGUCCCGUUGGUUUUCCGACUGGCCUGCGGAGCUUUUGCGCUAUCAAUAUUUACGCUCAAAGCCAAUUGAGCAGGACAUUUUAAAUCAGAUGAAAAUGCAAGGUCCUAUCGGUUAUUCCCCCAAUCCCAGGACUCAAAGACGUAAUCAAAUACCCUACGUUUUGGAAAAUGCAAGUGGACUUGCUGGCUCAGGCAAUGGUCUUACAAUUGCAUCCAAGUCUUCCGAUUCCGGUGUUAAGAUUAUACCAAGGCGUUAUCGUAAAGUCGAAAUGAAAUAUUCUAAAUUGGGGACGCAGGAUUUCGAUUUUGAGCAGCAUAAUCAAACGUGCUUUGCUGGAUUGGAAGCCACAUUGCCAAAUUCUUACUGCAAUCCAAUGCUACAAGUACUGUAUUUUAUUGAACCAUUGCGCCAAAAAUUAUUGGAUCACAGAUGCAAUAAGGAAUUUUGUCUAACAUGUGAACUGGGUUUCCUUUUCUAUAUGUUCGAUAAAUGUACAGCCUCUACCCCGUGUCAGGCUAGCAAUUUCUUGCGUUCUUUUCGCACAGUACCGGAGGCAUCGGCAUUGGGGCUUAUAUUAUCGGACAGGUCUUCAAAUGUAAAUCUUUUGAAUUUGAUACAGAAUUGGAAUCGUUUCAUUUUGCAUCAAAUGCAUUAUGAAAUUCUAGAAACCAACAAGAACGACCAUCUAUGUAAUCUAAGGUUCAGCGGAGCAUUGACAUGUGGUGGUGGAACACAUCCAGAAGAAUAUCAAACAGAGGAAACGAGUGACAUAUAUUUCCAAGGCAUCGAUCUGAAGAGUGAUGAACAUUUGAAGAACGAGGAGUACCAACGAGAACGCAGUAAAGUUAAUGCAGAUACUGAGAUAAGCCGCCUUUUUGGCACAAAACAAACCACUGUUAACCGCUGCCUCAAGUGCAACGAGGAGAAGACUAAGCAGAGCAUUCUAUUGACAUGCAAUCUCAGCUAUCCCCAUCAAUCAAAAGAGGCAGAAUACUUUAACUUUGGUACAAUCUUGAAAGGAUCUCUUUGUUCAGAGAAGGCCAUACAAGCUUUUUGUGAAAAUUGCAAAAAGUUUUCUCCAAGCAAACAAAUAAUAAAGGUGACAGGCCUGCCACAAAUGUUAACCGUAAACUGCGGAUUAAAUAACGAAAGGGAUUUGAAUUUCUUGAGAAGGCAUCUUAAUCGCAACAGCUCUAAUUUAUCGGAUAGUCCUGCAACGUUAAAUACGAAUAAACCAUGUCGUUAUGGCAUAAAUUGUUCUCGCAGUGACUGUCAUUUCCUGCAUCCCGACCGAAAAUCACCAACAAUGAAUCAAAAUGUAAAUAUUUCUCCAAGUGGACGACAAACAUCAUGGUUUCCUUUAUCAUUUUCUAUGGCCAUUAGUGAAAAUGGCGAAUUGAGCGUCCAAACCGAGAAUAGCAAUACAAAAGCUACGGAAGCAAAUUUUACAACGUGUGAAAAUCAAGCUUCUAACAUAAAUAAUAAUGUUUAUUCGGUAAAUGUAAACGAAGAUUCAUACCGUGAAUAUGCUUUACAUGCAGUUGUUUGCCAAAUAGACGAUGGGUCUCAAAAGAAUCUUGUUUCUUUAAUCAAUGUCAGCAAAAAGUAUCAUACCAUGAAAAUGGAAACCAUGGGAAGUCCAGAAGAUCAACAGCAGUGGUACAUCUUCAAUGAUUUUAGCAUUUCGCCAGUAUCAAACCAAGAAUCAGUGUGGUUUACUUUGGAUUGGAAAGUGCCUUGCGUGUUAUUUUACAGCAGUAUCAACUUGGACAAGAGUGAAUUUGAUGCAAUCGCCGAUAUUCCGCACAAUGAGCCUCAACCUCUGUACAAUCCAUUCAUGAAAGAAAUCAGUAACAUUGUUGUACAUGGAAAAAAUUGUGGAGAUACAUUAUUAAAACCCUUGCAACUGAAUGAAAUGCCGCAGGCCGGUGAUUUGGUCGCUAUGGAUGCUGAGUUUGUCACCUUAAAUCCACAAGAGAGUGAAAUACGUCCAGAUGGCAAAACAGCAACCAUAAAACCAUGUCACAUGAGCGUUGCGAGGAUUUCAUGUAUACGCGGACAAGGUCCCGAUGAAGGUAUACCAUUCAUGGACGAUUACAUAUCAACACAAGAAAAAGUUGCCGAUUACCUAACUCAAUUUUCUGGUAUUAAACCGGGCGAUUUGGAUGCGAACUUUAGCAAUAAACGUUUGACUGCCCUAAAAUAUUCGUACCAAAAGCUGAAAUAUUUGGUAGAUGUAGGAGUUUUAUUUGUCGGCCAUGGAUUGAAAAAUGAUUUUCGUGUUAUAAAUAUGUUCGUCCCCUCCGAGCAAAUAAUUGACACUGUACAUUUGUUCCAUCUGCCGCAUCAUCGCAUGGUAUCUCUACGUUUUUUAGCCUGGCAUUUUUUGGGAACGAAAAUACAAUCAGAAACACAUGAUUCUGUCGAGGAUGCCCGCACUACGCUGCAGUUAUACAAACAUUACCUGCAACUACAAGUGGAAAAUAAGUUUGUUGCUGCCCUUAAAAAUCUAUAUGAUAGAGGCAAGCAGUUGCAGUGGAGAGUACCCGAGGAAUAGAGAGAGAGCAUUUAAUUAGGUUUUAGAAUAAUUGAAUGAAAUCCCGUCGUAAAAUUUAAAAAUCAAAGUACAAAUUCACACUCAACCGAACCGCGAGCAAGUAAAAAGUUUGUUAUUCCAUUUUAAAUGAAACGUCGAUGAAUUGCUGGAACAGUUUUUAUUAUUAUCAGAUAUAUUUUUACACCCUUUAAUUGAUUUCAUUUUUUUUUAUCAAAGACCGACAAUUGUCCGAUUUUCAAAAUUAAGGAGAGGCAUUUUCUUAAAUUCUGCAAAGAAAGUGAAGAAUUCUUUGAUGCGAAUGGACGAAGAAAGCAUAGAUAAUGCAAACUGUUUGUAAUGAAGAUAACAUAAGCGUUUUUAUAGGCCAAUCCUUUUUAAUCAAAGGGGACAUAGUCCGAUUAAGAAAAAAUAUCAAAAAUCAAUUGGAAGUGUGUUGUCUUGGUUAACGCUUCCUACGAAAUUGUAAGAAGUUGUCUUCCCACUGGUUAUCGCAAGCCAGAUAAUUGGCCAAAUAACUACGCUUAUGAACGAAUUCUCAUGCAAUAUCCGUCAAAACAAAAACCCAUUUUUAUAACAUUUAAAACUUUCAUGCUAACUUAGCGAAACGCAUAAUUAAGAAAAAAAAACACGUACACAUACACAUAUUUAUUCAAGGAAAUCAAAGGACACGAAGACAUUAAGAAAAAGUAAAAACACAUGUAUACAUAUACUAAAAAAGUAAUAAAAACAGAAAAAAUAUUCUACA